AUGUGCCUCUCAUUUGAAUUGGCGGCUUUCAUCACCACUUGUCAUCACAAGUGCAACUUGAGUUUCUUGAGUUCCCCUCCUCCUAUUCUACAGGAAUUGACGGAUUCAAAAGAAGAUAAAUUCAUCAGGAGCAAAUUAAGGCGAAUAAAAGAUGUUUGGCAGAUUGACCACGUCUCAGUGUUUUCAUCAUAUCUGUCGUUUUCCAGUUCAAAAUCGACGUGGAAGUUGGGGUUAGUUUGCUGGAAGAGUUCCAAUUCAAAAAAUAAGGUGCAAUGUGGAGGACUAAAGCUGUACAAUGAUGGACACCCAACAUUGUUUACCAUUAAGUUGUACCAUGGAGGUGAGUUCACCAAGUACCCUGAUGUUCGUUACAUUGAUGGAACUGUAAACUAUGUUGACAUGGUAGACAUAGAUGAGUUUUCAGUUCAUGAGCUCGAUGCAAUCAUGAAGGGUUUUAGAUAUGGGGUUCCUCCUGUUAUAUACUACCAUUUUCUUGUGCCUGGUGGAGACUUCCACUUUGGUCUUCGCCCUUUAGGAAAUGAUCAAGAUGUUGCAAACUUUUCUCAAUAUGUCAGUGAGCACAAAGUGAUGAAGGUAUACACAGAGCAUGGUGAAACAAGACUACUCACCUAUUUCUUGAAUCCUAAGCCUGUUACCAAGGUUACCCUUGUACAGUUAGAUGAACCACAUGAGGAUGUGCAACACAUUGAUGAAGCUCCUGAUGACCAAUCAAAGGAAACACCUGUGAUGACUACACCUACUGAUAAUUUAGUUGAUGUGGUGCCCACUCAAGCAAACCAACCUGAAAUCCAAGUUAAUGAAAUAGUUCAAGUCGUAUCCUUAUCACCUGGAUAUAAUAGGAGAAGGGGUAUGAGCAAAGACUUUGUUGAGGCAGCUACUGAUUUUGAUAUUGGACUCUACCAACAAAUACUACAAAGCAAUGUUGAUGGAGUCAAUGGCACUGACAUGCAUGAUGUCAAUGAACCUCAGAUGGAUGAAGAAAUCCAACCUCAAAUGGAUGAAGAAAACCAAGCUCAGAUGGAUGAAGAAAACCAACCUCAAAUGAAUGACUUUUGGGAUUUUGACUAUCAAACUGAUGCUUUUGUCCAAGAUGGAAGUGAAAACCAACCUCAGUCUAACAUGGAUAGUAGUGGAAAAGAAAAUGUAAGUGAGGUUGAAAGUAACGAAAGAAGUGAAACAGAGCAGGAAGAUGAUAGUGAUGAUAGUGAUUAUUGGGUGGAUGAAGAUAAUGUAAUUGAAGAUAUUGAAGUUGAUAUGAGGGAUUUUAACAUGAGCAUUGAUACAAAAGUAGAGUUCUUAGAUAAAAGGGCUAGGAAUCCUAGACAACAUGAGAGUGAUGAAGAAGCAGAUGAGUUAGAUGUCAUUGACAAUGAUGCUUUUGAUUCCAUGGAUGAGGAUUCUGACCAGGACAGGAAGAGAAGAGCAGUUUUGAAACAACUAAGUAAGGAAAAAAGUUGUUCUUUAGGUGAGGUUCAUAAGUGUCAUUUUAAAAUAGAUCAAAAGUAUAACAGUAAGCAGGAGUUGAAAGAGAAAAUCAAAAUGCAUGCAUUGGAAACAAAAAAGAAUAUUGCAUUUAAAAAAAAUGACAAAUCCAGAUUGAGGGCCAUAUGUAAUGGAGUUGUGGCAUUUACUAAUGAUGGAGUUGGUGGACCUACCCAAGCUGAAAAAAGUAAAGGGAAAAUUAAAGGGAAAAGUAAAGGGAAAAGUAAAGAAAAGGAGAAACAAGGUGGUACAAGUCAGGAAAAAGCAGAUUCUUCUUGUCCUUGGAUUUUACAUGCCUCGCGGUCUACAGAUGCAAGCAGCUGGUACAUUAAAACAUAUGAAGACAAACAAACUUGUGUGAAUACAAGGAAGGUGAGAGCUGCAACAGCGAAGUUUAUGUCCAAACAAAUCAUGGAUCAAGUAGAAUCCAACCCUACUAUCCCAGUUAAAGCUCUCCAAGAACAAUUACAGAAGAAGUAUGGAGUGGGCUUCUCAAUCCAUAAAGUUUUUAGAGCUAAAGCAGAUGCAAAAAAGAUUGUAGUGGGUGAUUACAAAAAACAGUAUGAAGUUCUGAGAGACUAUAUCCUUGAGUUGCAGUCAACCAAUCCUGAUACCACAGUCAAAUUAGAACUUGGAGAUGUUUCAGAAUCUAAUUUGGUGAAUUGCACUUCAAGAUGUUUCAAAAGAAUUUAUGUUUGUCUAGGGGGUGAAGAAGGGAUUCAAAUUGGAUUAGAUUCCAACAAUGGCAUAUACCCACUUGCAUAUGCCAUCGUAGAGAUUGAAAACUGCGAAUCUUGGAAGUGGUUCCUUGAAUGUCUUGGUGAUGACUUGGAUCUACAUGCUAUGUCUAAUUUCACUUUUGUUAGUGACAGACAAAAGGGUUUGCUACAAGCAGUUAGUCAACUGUUCCCAUGUGCUGAGCAUAGGUUCUGUCUCAGACAUAUACAUGAGAACAUGAAGAAACAAUGGAGAACUAAGGAAUAUAAAGAUCACCUUUGGGAUUGUGCCACAGCUACAACAGUGCCAGAGUUUAACCAUUUCAUGCACCAAUUCAGUUUAUAUGACAAAUCAGCAUAUGAAUGGUUGAAGUCAAUACCACCACAACAUUGGGCAAGAAGCCAUUUCACAGGGAGAGCAACCACAGACAUGCUGUUAAACAACCUUUGUGAGGUGUUUAAUGGCAAGCUAGUUGAUGGGAGAGACAAACCAAUUAUUAGCUGCUUGGAGUUUAUUAGGGAAUAUAUGAUGAAGAGGAUAUGCAAUGUCCUCAAGGUGCAACAAAAGUGUUUAGGCCCACUCACCCCAACAGCAACAAAGAUCAUGGAGAAGAAUGAAGCAGCUGCUACUCAGUACAUUGCAGAAUGGUGUGGUGAUGAAAAAUACCAAGUCAAAGGCCCAUGGAAUGAUCAACAUGUUGUUGAUAUGCAUGAAAGGGUAUGCAGCUGCAGGAAAUGGGAAUUAACAGGUAUCCCUUGCAGACAUGUGAUUUCUGUGUUGUAUAACAAAGCAGAUCAUGGUGAGUGUGUACAAGAGCUCCACACUUAUGUCCAUAAGGUGCACUGGCUACAAACUUGGAAAACUGCAUAUGGUACAAGGUGGAACCAAUUAAAGGUUGGGCACUGUGGCCUAGAAGUGAGUGUCCAAUGCAGAUCACACCUCCCCCACACCGUAAUCAACCUGGGAGACCCAAGAGAAGAGAAGGCAAUCCAUGGAGGAGAAAAGUCAAAGCAAGAGUCAAAGUCAGAGUCAAAGGUCAGAUGUUGGUCCCAGUGA
Molecule: messenger RNA, 3276 nt
Organism: Lactuca saligna
Lineage: Eukaryota; Viridiplantae; Streptophyta; Magnoliopsida; Asterales; Asteraceae
Source: the annotation of a GenBank genome assembly